This is a messenger RNA of Rhopilema esculentum, 1679 nucleotides long. RefSeq names its product ADP-ribosylation factor-like protein 8B-A. Gene Ontology annotation, molecular function: GTPase activity; GTP binding. Gene Ontology annotation, biological process: protein transport; anterograde axonal transport. Gene Ontology annotation, cellular component: lysosomal membrane. The record is from RefSeq and is a predicted model, not a curated record. Lineage: Eukaryota; Metazoa; Cnidaria; Scyphozoa; Rhizostomeae; Rhizostomatidae.
UAAGGGUCACGGGACGGAACUGUUUAAUGGCCUACUGUUUCACUGUCUGAGAAGGGCCAAGCAGCAACAAAACGUCAACCAACCUGCUUUGUAUCGCAAGUAUUAUUGAUUAAAGUUGUUAGCUAGGUUAUUUAGUUAGUAAAAUCGCUUGGCAACAAUGCUAGCCAUAAUUAAUCGAUUUUUGGAAUGGAUAAAAAGCCUUUUCUGGAAAGAAGAGAUGGAGCUGACGUUAGUUGGCCUGCAGUAUUCUGGAAAAACAACAUUAGUGAAUGUUAUUGCGUCGGGGCAAUUCAGUGAAGAUAUGAUUCCCACUGUUGGCUUUAACAUGAGAAAAGUCACAAAGGGAAAUGUUACUAUCAAGUUGUGGGACAUUGGAGGUCAACCAAGAUUUCGCAGCAUGUGGGAGAGAUACUGCAGAGGAGUGAACUGUAUUGUCUAUAUGGUUGAUGCAGCAGAUCAUGAUAAGCUAGAACAAACAAAAAAUGAAUUGCACAGUUUACUAGAAAAGCCACAGCUGGCAGGAAUUCCAGUUCUUGUUCUUGGUAACAAAAAGGAUUUACCAAGUGCUCUCACUGAGAAGGAACUCAUUGAAAGACUAAAUCUAGGUGCGGUUCAGGAUCGUGAGAUUUGCUGCUACUCAAUUUCUUGUAAGGAAAAAGACAAUAUUGACAUCACACUGCAAUGGCUCAUACAGCACUCGAAAUCGAGAGGUUAAAUUGAAUUGGAUUAAUUUGUGAUUGGACACUUACACUGUUUUCAUCCAUUCACAGUGACGAUGUUUUCAUUGAGGUGAAUUGAACUAGAAGGCGUUACGUUCUGACAAUGAUAUUACUCAAUAUUUGUACUGAUUAAAUGCAGCAGCCAUAACGAAUCCAGUAGUAUUACGCAAUAAAUACAAACGAAGCACUUUGAAUUAAUGCUUAAGCCAAAGCUGUUAAGCUAGAUUAGACGUUUACUUAAAACUGUGCGACUUUAUUUGCAUGGCCACACCGAAGGCUCUGUCUGUUCUUCCCAGGUUUAUAAAAUUUUCAUUCAGUAUUUAAUUUGGGUUGAUUUUGUAGCAACAUUGUUCUGAAAGGAAAAAUUGUCAAUGAAAUCUGAACGUUGAUAAAACUACCCUCUUUUUUCUGUUAACAUUACUAAUUAACCAACUAUUUUUCGGCGGACUUGAAACAUAACUAGUUUCUGAUAAUUUACUAGGACUUCAAAGCAUGUGAAGGCACUGGUAUUAAAUAUAUAUGCAAAGUGUAUGAGUGUUUGAGAGAAGACGGUGUUGAGUUUCCAACCUGAGAUAGCUUUCUUUCGUUCAUCUGAUUAUUUUCGUAUUCAACUAUAUAUUUCCGGGCUAAUAUUUUAUGAAAUUAAUAAACAAUUUAUUGACCAUCGCUGCAGGUUCUGCUUCAUUUGAUAUUUCUGCUGCGAGUUUCUAACUUUGAUAAGAAGCUCAUUUUCUCGUUAGUUUGACUACCAAUCCAUCGUUUGUUGAGCACAUUUGCUGAUCCUAACCCUUUUGCACAGUCGAAGAUUAAUUAUUUUGAAGCUUAGAACAUUUUGUUUUGCGGUGUAAGUUUUGCUAGCGUUUUUGUAACUUAUCAUCCUAAAGUUAAGUAACAUCUUAUAGUUAAAAGUUUGAGACUAGCCAUUAAGUGUACUCUCAAAAUUCAAUUUUGACUCACAUA